Molecule: messenger RNA, 30026 nt
Organism: Columba livia (rock pigeon)
Lineage: Eukaryota; Metazoa; Chordata; Aves; Columbiformes; Columbidae
Gene: SH3RF3
Product: SH3 domain containing ring finger 3
Exons: 10
Coding region: 24780-26924 (714 amino acids)
Biological process (GO): positive regulation of proteasomal ubiquitin-dependent protein catabolic process; protein ubiquitination; positive regulation of JNK cascade
Molecular function (GO): metal ion binding; protein binding; ubiquitin protein ligase activity
Source: RefSeq, a predicted model, not a curated record
GCCCCAGCGCCGCGGCCCCCGCGUACCCCCAUCCCACCGCCGCCCCCAGCGCCGUCGCCGCCGCCGCCGCUUCGGCCGCCGCCAGCCUACGGGAGCUGGCGGCCGCCAGCCGCAGCGCCCUGCUGGGAAAGGUGGGUGCCGGGCCGGGGGCUGGCGGGGGAGCGCGGGCGGGCGUGUGCGUGUCACCGCAGGGCGCCGGACGGUCCCGGUUUGCCGGCGGGACGUCCCGCAGGGCGGUGGAGGCUGUUCCCCGGCGGGGCAUCAAGGCGUCGGCCUCUCCGCGCUCUUGAGGCCGGAGGUUGCGGUUGCCCCCCUGAUGUAAAGAUGGGAGGCUUGGGGAGGCUCGGCCGGGAUGUCCUAAAACUAUUCCGGGUGCCCCGAGGGACCGGGGCCGCUCCGGGAACCCCCGCGGUGGUUGGUACCGACUGUCCGGCGGCUCCUGCCCCGACGGGGCCCGGGACAGCCCCCGGUGUAGCAGAGCUGGACGUGGCUCCCGGAGUUUAAGAAACAGAAAGUGCCUCGAAAGCGCUUUUAUCCGGCGUGCUGGCCUCUGCCAGGUGUCUGUCAGGUGCAGGCAGGAGCUGGCUCCCGCUCUCUUGCUGCCUGCGAGGAUACGUCCCUAGAAAUACUCGGCCGGUCCGGUACCCGGCGCUUUCAUCUCAGCGCCGAGUUUUCCGCUCCCGGGACGCUGCCUGUGCGGUUACAGCCACGCAGAGUCCUGCUGACAGCCAGGGUUGAGUGGGGUUUGAAGCUGAAGCCGACUUCCCAAAGGAGCGUAAUUUUGUUUUUAUGUAUAAGGUGUGCGAUUCAUUGAAGGAGAGUACUGCAACAUGUGCAUUUAUGAAUUUUAAAACUGCAAACGAGUACCCGAUCUUGCUCCCUUUAAAAUCAAUGUCGAGGGUUUCAUUAACUCGGGACAAGAACAGUUCCUCCCAGUGUUCUGUAUAAUUGUAGAGUUGAUACGAUAAAAUUUGCUAUAGGAACUCUUUAGGAAACUUUGGAAUGAAGACACUCUGAAGACUGUGAAUUUCAUCCUAUUUCUCACGUGAUAUAUAUAACAGAUAUAUUUAAUUGUCUUUGAUCAUUCCUGAAAUCUGCUUGAGCUGUAGUUUAGUGUAAAGGCUUUUGAUUUGGAAAGGUCAAUGCAGAGAUUCCCUGUGAAGUUGUACUGCUAUAGUAAAUGUUUCAAUUAAUUCAUUGCCUUUUUUUUUUCCCCUGAGAAAAAUGAGUAGACCUGUACUGGCGUUUUGAAGUUUUGCCUACAGGAAAUGAUGGCAAAUACCAUACAUUGUUCCAUAAAAUUCAAUUUUGGAGUCUGAAGUGAAAUAUGCUUAGCAAUAUUUCUGGAAGGUAGAUCUUUUAUUACUAAGUUGUAGACCACAGUGAUCUUCAGGUAUUUAAUAACGAUUAGUCAAAUUUAAAGAAGAAAAAAAGGGAACAGGAUAUUGCCCUCUGCUUUUUUGCUUAUUUGUUUUUCAACUAAACUUCGGGUUGCAGCUUUGUGAUAGCUAGACGGCUCCUGUCAUCUUGAGUUUCAGCAUUACAAAAAGAAGAAGUUUGCAUUCAUUAGGUUGUUUAAAACAUUGUAUCCUCACGGUCUGGUUUGGUGUCCCAGUUGGUCUUCUCUUAUGGGAGGUAGGGUCUGCAUGGAAGGCUUGUUACACCUGCAGGGUUCGUGUUGCAGAGGGAGGCUCUGGCACUCUGACCAACCUUUUGUGACCAUCCAGCAAGAAGACAGUCUCUGGUUUUCAUAUCUUUAAAUCCUAGUCAAGUUUGGAUGUUACAGGGGGGUGUGCAUGUAACGAAAUUCUUAAUGGCGAAAGUUACUUGAGAGUAAAUGUGUAUGUUAUUGCAAAUUUUUGGAGAAGUUGUUUUUUCAUUAUUUUUCCAUGGAUUUACAGCUUUUUAAGAAGUUACUUCCCUAGCCGUUAUUGCAGCUAUCAUAUGGAAAAUAAAACCACAUUGCAUUCCAUCAUUUUCUGGCUUUGAUUGAAAAGCACCUUGGUGAGCAUCUUCAGUUCUGUUGCCUGUUUUUGUGUGGGUUGUUACCCAUGUGUAUUUGAUAGAAAGCAAAGUUACACAUGACCUGAGAAUCACAUUUUGGCUUUUAUGGUUAACAACUGCAUUUUGUUUUGCUAAUGGGUGAUUUCUGGGGCUGUGGGUCUCCUGGGGCAGAGAGGGUCUGUGAAACUGUUUGCUUGGCCUUUUGACUGACCACAUGAUUUUAUCCUGGAAAUCAAUGCAAUGUGCUUGAUCCUUACAAGGUUCAUUACAGUGAAAGAAAGUCUGAACUAAUCUGCUUUAAAAAAAAAGCAGCAGGGGAGAAUAAUCCUCCUUGGAGCUGCUGAUACAGCUGAUUGCUGAGCCAUCCUGGAGAAAAGGGUACAGCACCUCUCUCAGUACUAAACAAUAGAUGAUACAAACCACCCUAGAAUUAGGCUUUUUGAGGCAGAUAGUGAAGAGCAGAAUUGUUAUAAUAUUUUUCAAUUUUACAUUGGUCUUUGACAGUUUAGUUCCUUUGGAGAGAGCAGAAGUGAUUCUUUAUUUUUAUAUUUUUUAAAAAUUUUAUUUCAGAAAUUGCUGUAGAUUUGCUGCCUGGGGCUUAAAUGCAAAUUACGCUAUUUUACUAAUUAAUACCUUUCAUUUUAGGUAGUGCAGUAUGUAAAAUGGGACAUACCAUUUUGGGCUUUUUUGGUUAGGAAGGAAACUGCUGAUGGUGAAACGUAAUGGCAGGCAGCCAAGGUCACUUCUAUCAGACUUCAGCCUUGCCCAGAUCCUCGGACCGAUAUGUUAGAAUCACACCAGGGAUCUGUUUCUCUGAGAAUUUCAAUUAACCUUAGAAGACAGAGCAGGGCUAGCUUCCAUGUUCCUAUUAGGCCUGUGUUUUGCUUUUAUACCUUAUACUUGGAGGAAGUCUGCUUUGCAUAGAAGUUAUUUUCUAAAAUCAAUGGAUGUUGUUUAUCACUAGGGCAAAACUCUGAGGGGUUUGUAUUUCUUUAUCUGGUCUUCGGUCCUUUUUUGGCCAUAAUUUAUUGCAGACCUGGUCUAUCCAGAGUGCUGAAACCCAGUGUGGGAGGGGCUGGGGACAGACUGUCACUGGGGCCAUUCCGAAAGCUGUCUAAGACCAUUCUUCAGAAGCACUUCCAAAAUACUGUAGGUGUUUUAAAGUACGUGGUAUAGAUAUGCAGCAUGAGAAAUCUGGAAGUGGUGUUCACCUACUAAUAUAUGCUUGAAAAAUGUUUGGGAUGCUAUUGAUAUAGUGGUACUUGACCUUUGGUAAGCCAGCUUGUCUCCCAAUGCUUCUAUUUCAGCCUCUAAAAAAACUCAGCAGUCUGUUUGGCGAAGCAUAUUUGGGAUGUUCACAUUAAAGAUGCUAUGUAAAUGCAUAGUAUGCUAUUAGACAAUACGGAAGGGUCUGGCAGCCGAAAGAGCACACUGGAAGAAUGAAGGAAAGAAAUCCAGCAACUGUUAGAGUGGCCCCCCCGAGGGGUAAAGCAGGAGCCUAAGAGUGGUUUAUAAUGGUAGGUGCAUUACACACAAGGUUAUAAUUUAUUGGCUUCUCUGUUUCCAUUACCACUGUCGAGCCACUUGGGGAAUUCAGGUUCUGUCAAAGUAAAUGGCUCCCUUAGAUUGUUGAGGCAUUAUGGUAAAUCUGCCUUCUUUACUGAGUGGUGGGGAUUUUUGAUUUAUUUAUUUAAGUUUUUUUAAACGAUUAUUGCAGUUUAUCACUUACAAUUUUUUUCAGGAGUUCUCAAGAUCAAAUAGCCAGUUAAAUGUAUGCAAGUCUUUAGUAAUUUCCUCCUAAACCAGGCAUCUCCCACUCCAGGUGCAGGGUUUAUUGCUUCCUUGCUUUCAAUACAAACUGAGAACAACAACAUUUGCAUGAAAAAGAAACAACCUAGAAAAACAAAACGUGUCUCUUAGUUUUCCUGGAAGAGACACUACAGCCCAAGUGAUGGAUAGGUGCUUUACCAGACGGGGGUAUAGGUAAUGGCAGAGGGUAAGAUGUGCGCGUGGGGAAAAUGAUGUGUCACCAUGCCUGAGUGAAGUGACAGAUGGGCUGCACUCCCCUGUGUUGCACUGGGUGCUUCUCCCACGUAUCAGCCUUGCAGAGCUAUUUCACUGUUUCAGGUGGAAGGCUGCAAUUUGGUAGCCCAGGGGAGAGGUUGCUGCCCUUGGCUUCACAGGAGUUCUGCAACCAGAGUGAGCAGUGCCAGUUUGCUAGCUGGGUUUUUCAGUUGCUCUGUUUGUAGAAAUUCUCCAAAAGACACAUUGAAUCAUUAUUUUUUAUGAGAAUGCAGCCUCAUCCUGCACUAUCUGUAAGUUUUUGAGGUUACAGUGGAUUCGAUGUGGAGGAGACAUUGCAGUAAUUUUCCACAGCUGCGUUUCUUUGUUGGAUACAUUGUCUACCAGGUGAAGAUUCCACCCUGGGUUACAUAAGAGGAAGCGGAUGGAGUCUGCUGUUUACAUGCGUUUAUAUCCGUUGUAAGCAGCAGUGGGUUGUGUGUGGGACACACAUUUUCUUGGGCAGAGGGGACUCUUCAACUUGGCUUUUUAAUGACCAGGUUUUCACAGAUAGGAGUGCCUUUUGUCAGCAGUGCAGAGUAUGCGUAGACCCAUGGACUUACCUUACUUUUGUUCCUUCUCUCUGAAUUAUUUGCUGUAGUUUGGCUGGCCAGUUCCUGAACUUUGUCAUAAAGCCAUCCAAAUAGGACUGAUAUUCUACAUGACAAAGUCUCUGAUCUUGAGGAUUCUUUUUCUUCUGGCAGGUGCCUAAAAAUGUGUUUCAAAGCAGGAGAUGAACAAUCAUGCUAAAGGGUAUUGCAAAAAAUAUAGCCAGGAGAAUAUAAAAGCCUAGCAAUUAAAGCUGUUCUCACAGGAGUGAGCGAGCACAGGAGAGAGGAUUCGCCGAGCUCUUACACAUUUCAGAAAACCCGCCAUUUGCACUGUCAUCUUCAUGUCCAUUAUGUUUUCCAAAAACAGAGUAUUUUCACCCAUCUUUGGAUGCUGCUGUUAAUUUCUACUUGCGUGCUAGAAAAAUGCAUGAUGAGCCUGACGUGACCAACGGGUGCCAGUGUUGACACUGGGCUUUUCCUUCUGGACUGGGAUGGACAGCAGUGACUCAGUCACACCCAGAACAUUCAUGGGGCCGUGGAGAAGACUUUGGGCCACUGGCUCCUGAUCCUCCCUAUGGGUUUGUGGCAGUGUGGUGUGCCUCUGUGGGACUCUUCUUGCUGUCAAAUGUGUCAUCCCUCUGAACGAUUCAUGACAAACGUUAGUAAUGCUGAGUGUGUGACAGUGUUUGGUAUUUGAUAGCUGAUUAAGAGAAAAUGGAGAGACUUUCAAGACUCUUAGACCUGAGAUCCUGUGUGCAUUUUAAUUCUGUCAAUUUUUGCCCACCUCCCCUAAACCUCUGCUGUUUGGGGAGACAACACCAUUGUGUUUUUAAGGCUGAAAAGGCAUGGAGAGCAUGGUCCUGUGCAGGAUGUGGCCAUUUUUACCUCUGUGGAGCUGUAUGAACUUACAGAUCUUCACAUUUCCCAGCCGAAAACCUGCCCCAGUAGCACUCACUCACCCCCAUGUGCUUCACGAUAUUCAGAGAGAAGCUGCCCUACAAACACAGAGUUGUUACUAGAGAGGCUGGGAUCCUGGGAGAUUAAAAAGCGCCGAUUGAGUACACUGGAGCUACGACAGUUAUUUUCUGCUGUUGAAUGGGGUUUGGCAGAGAUGCUGCACGUUUGUUUGCAGGGAACAUCGGUGCAGGGAUGCAGCAACGAGCACGGUGUACGUGCUGUAACAUUACACUGUAUUCCCUGUUUCUAAUCUUAUCAGUUCAUGUUCAGGCAGACUCCUGGUGCUGGCCAAGUGCCCAGCAGGUCAGACCGGCUGAAGUCGCUGGCUGCUAAUACUGUGUGCCUCUUCUUGCAGGUCGGAGGGAGGCUGCAAAUGCCAUACUGCUCUUUCUAGACAAAGCUGUGUCCAUACAGUAAAUAAGCUGCCACAUAAAAUGCUACAACAAUAUUUUAUGUAUGUCGUAUAAGAUUUUAUGCUCUGGGAAGGUCUUUUCUUAUAGUCUAGAGUUAUUUUUGUUUGCUGUCUCAUAAUUUUAGGUUAAUAAUCCCAUUACUGUUUCAACUUGAAAAGUGUGUCUGGGUACUUCUUGAGUUUUGCGCUGUUGUAUUUAGAAUUUUCCCUCUAAUUUCACUAUUUUGUUCAACAUUUAAUGCUGUCUCUGUUAAGAAGUACUGCUUAAAUUUCAGUUAAAAACCAUAAUUCCUUCUUGCACUUCAGUAAUCCACCUGUAAUAUCUGUAACUAUGGAAUGCUGCUUUUGAAGUCUGUGCUUCCUUAAAAGCCUUUCCUUAAACUGCAAAAGGUCAGUUACAACUAAUAUUUCAUUGUGAUUAAUGUCUUUAAGCAUUGCAACAUUGUAAUUGCUGACCUCUAGUCCACUAAUUUCAUUCACUUUUCAGGGACUUGGUGACUUCUGCGGACUAAAACUGUCUGGGAUGCACACGGUUUCAGCUUUCCAGUUCUCACUCAUCACAUACUGAGAUGAAUUUUUGCAAACAUUUUCAAUGUGGUCUUGUUAAAAUCUGAUAUUUUGCAACAGGUUUUCCCAAUCUGGGGUAAGCUGUCAUGGGAAGAACCCAAGAUUAGUUCUAAUAGGACAUGAGAGCCUGGACAAAGAUAAACUAUGGGAUUUGAGAAGGCUGCAUGACCUUGGCCUUGCCCCAGCUCCCACAGCAGCUGUGCUUCUGCAGCUGGGGAGGGAGCAAUGGAGAAAUACAGUGCCAGCAGAAAGCUACCUAUUUAUCCCUAGUCUUGCAUCAAAACAAACUGCUUCUGAUUACAGGAGCCUCUUGCAUGGAGCAGACUGGUACUUUGGCUUGAAAGUUACUGGCCUGACAAUUAUGCAAAAGAAAGAAAAACAAACUAAUUAAAAAAAACCCACAAAACCCAAACCAACCAACCAACCAAAACCACAAACAAGUAAACAAACAAAAGGUGUGAAAAAGCUAGAAAAAAUUAUUCCUAGUGCCUCAUGCAGGUGAGCCUGGUUCUCCCCAUUUACCAGCCCCAGUUUCUCUUUCUUCAACGAGUUCGGAUUCCUCUGGCAGCUUGAGAUGUGCCUUUUCCUGACAGUUUGAGGUGCUGGGGGGGUUGCUGAUGUGCUGCUUUUACUUGCUUGGCUCCAUUACUGUCUUCCUCAGCAACAAUGUUAAACUUGUUACCUCGUCUUUGCGGGAAGUUUUACUUAUGUUGCUGAAAACCCUUAAAAUUAUUUUAAUAACUUAAAAAAACCCCACAGUGUGUGCCCAAUAAUGUAAUCUAAUUGUCCUUGCAUGUAAUGUGAGCGUUUUUAUUUAGUUAAAAAGAACAAACAUUAAUUUAACAGUACAUGUACAUGAGAUGCCUCUCAGUUCAGGGGAAGGACAGAAGGAAGGAAUAUUACUUUUGGUAUUAAAAAGACAUUUUGUUUUCAAAAGUAGAGAGAAAAAUGUAAAACAUCUGGAAUUAAGAGCACUUUCUGCCCAGUCUUUUAAGCGUAACUUCCAUCAGCUCCACAGAACUUGCUGCGCACCGGUUGCUGUUAGGUGGGGUCACCUGUGAACUCAGACCAUGAACAGCCUAACAUCUACCCUAAGGAGCUGGUGGGGCUGCACCCCAUCUCUGCUGGGAGUCACUGGGAAGGGCUGGUGUUUGGCACCAGGCUCACUCCUCUGUGUUUGUAGGCCAGCUAUCAAGGGGUUAAAUAGCGAAAGCCAUGGUAGAGUUUGUCUCAGAACUGGUUUCUGGCACUUUCAAACCAGGGGCUGGCCCCUGCCGAAAUUUGGCUUCUCAUCCUGUUGUCAGAAUGGUUGGGAUUGGGAUUUUUGGUGCAACUGUUCUGUUUGCGUGUGGUUGACUCAAGGGCGGGGGUUUCUGAAGGACACGUGCCCUCAUUAAUGCUGUGAAGCUGUUUCUGCAGCAGGUCUCUAUCUUGUCCCAUUUUGGAAGCUGGAAGGCUGAGCAGCCUGGCUUGCAGCACUGGGUGCCAGAGGAGAGAAGGCUGUGAGAUUCGCUGAUUAAAAAAAGAGAGUGAUGGGACUGUUUUCUUUCACCAUGGUGAUCACAUAACAUAACUUGACUUGGGGAUGCUGAGAAAUUUUCCUCUGCUCUGGAAGAAGAUGGGACGAAGGUGCAAAGCGCUUUCCUGCUCUGUGGCAUUCAGCCACAUUUCAUUUUGAAGAUACCUUAAGGAUUUGUGGUAGUGAGGAAUUUUUCCCUUGUGUUGGCUGUCAGCUGGAAUAUGAUUUAUCAGACAACUGAAACUAAUGCUGUAUAUGGUUAAGGAGUGCCGUUCUGUGCACAAAAAUGGUGUUUAUGAGAAGAAGUUGCUGCGUGGUCGAUGCUUAGAGUGUCUUUGCUGCUACAGCAACAGGCAUGAGAGUCUGAUUAUUCAAGCAAGUUAGCAUAAUUUUUUUUUCCAAGUUUUUAAAAGAUCUGAUCCAAACCAAUCUGGAUCGGCCAUUACUAAUUUUAGAAUGGUCUGCUUGCAUGAGAUAACAAAUCCCAGUCACAGUUUAAAGAGAAAAUAUUUUAACAGAAGGCUGGCAAGAUUGUUAUCAAAAUGUUAAUGAUAAUUUCUCCUACAGUCUCAGUUAUUUUCAGAGGGAGAACCAGAAUAGACACAUCAUCUGAAUAAUAUUGAUUUUAAUAUGUAUUACUGUCUCAUUAAGCUGUUGAAGUCUUUCCCCUUCUGGACAAAAGUUCAUUAAUUGCUGCAGUCGAUGUAUCAUUAAAGUAGGUUUGGGUGCAAGAUAGGUGGAGUGAGAGAUCUUAAAUUUUGAUUGUGCAGUUGUGGAUGGACUGUGGGUAAAGACAUUAUGGUCUUAACCAAAAAGAAAGGGACACUGCUGUGUUUGGUGUGAUGCCGCCUGAUUGCAUUCUGAGUGACAGCCAAGAAGUCAGCAAAUUACAGGCACUAUCAUAUUUACUUUACUAAAUGAUCAUUUCAGUAAAUAUUAUUGAACAUGUUUAUUUGCAGAUUAAUUUCAGGCUAAUUCCAAUCAAAAACUCCUCUGUGAGUUACUAUAAAAAGACAUGAUUUUAUGAAUUUACUUUUGAAUUUCUAAUUUCAUUUUGAAACAGCUUUUAACAGGCUGCCUUUUUAUUGGCUGCCUCCUUAUGUGUUUUGAAAUGCUUUUAUUGCAGCUUGUAUCAGGUUUGCUAUGUUGUCAUCCCUAUAAGCAAAUCAAUACAUUUUCAUUUCCAAUGACAGUAAUAAUUUAUGAAUUUGUAAUUAUUUUAACUCAGUAAAGUAGAAUGAAGAUUUUGUUUUGAUUGUAUUUUGACUGACAUCAGUUAACAUUUAUUUAUCUGUAAAUAAAACACACAAGUAUAUGUAUGUGUGUGUGUGUUUAAUAUCUAUAUCUCCCUGAAUAUAUAGUUUGUUGACAGAAAAGCCCAUUCCAUGCAUUCUUCUUGAGUCCAUAUCCAAUUCAAUAAAUCGUGUAGUAUUGUCACCAUGUGAUGUGCAUGCGUGUCAUGUGUCAUGGCACAGUGGCUGGUCCUGCCGCAUGUCUGGACAUGUGCCUGCUGUCACCCCUAGGUGAUAGAGAGUGCCUGCUCCAGGAUGAUGGGUGUGCACAUACGCAGCCUCCUCUGGAACCCCAAAAAUACAGGUUUGUGCUUGUCAUGUGAAGGAGGAGGGGUGGAUGCCCAGCAAGGGGAGCAGGAUUCAGCUGGAGGGGAGGAAUGGGAAUGGGUACCAGUUCGCUGUGAGGCACCUGUCCCUUGAGGAUGCUGAGGCUCUUCUUGUCCUCGCUGCCGAGCCUCCUUGUGAUUUUGUGCUAAAAUGUCACGAGAUAAGAGACAGAAAUAGCACAGACUUCCCUGGCAGAGGUGUGAGCUGCCGCACAUCGAGUGGGUAGGAGUCAUCAGCGCUGGGGCUGCUGCUCCGCUCCAGCUCUGUGCGGGGAGGGCACAGCGCUGCAGAACAGGCAGGCGCAGACGGCUUCGCUCUCAGCCCAGAGCAUCUUGCAUUUCAGCCAAGAGUUUUCGUGUGAAGAGCCUCGUUCCCUCAUAUACUUCCUUUCUAAAACAAAUCAUAAAAGAGCCCUUGGAGAAUAGAGUCAUACAUACACGUCAUAAAAUACAGUAAAAUAAUAGUUGACAACCAUGAGAUGAUUUUUUAUUUUUUUUUUUUAACUUAUUCUCUUCUGCUGUGUAGGUAAUCAUGGUAUUAAAUCAUAGUGGAAAACAUCUGAUUGUUUAUAUUUCACAGUCACGCAGCAAUGUAAAAUCCAAACCAAUCAUACCUUUUUAAUAAUGAAAAAGUCAGUAAAUUAUUUUCUAAAAGGAAUGUGUGGUACUUUUGGUCUAUAUUGCAGAAAGGAAACUUUAUUUUUUCCUAGCUUGACUUUUAUCUGUUCUUUUGAUAAACACAGGACUUCCUUUUAUAUACGGUCAGUCUCGCUUUUAUCUCAGUAUAUAUUUCCAUGGUGGGGCUAUCACUGUAGUCAUUACUGUUAAAAAUAAUUUAGCACACUUUAAAGAAGGGACUGUGUAAGGUUCAGCAUCUGUAAUAAUAUUGUUCUGCCAGGGAGAGGUCAUUUUGUGCUUAUUAACAAACAAAACCUCAAUAGCCAGGGUUGAAUAGCCGUCUCCCACUCAUCCCAGGCCUUGAAAACAAGGAAGCAAGUAACUAGGGGGAAAAUCGGUGCCUUCCUCCCUUUGUCUGGCCAGCAGCACACUGCAAGAGAUGCAGAGGUGUAAGAGAGCCACAGGACUUCUGCUUUCCAGUUUCUCUGCUUCUAAUGUUUGUUUUGUAAGGAUCUUAGACCAUCAAAAUCUAAGAACUGGUUUGCCUAUUCUAUUUUUUUUUAAUAUAAAAUAAAUCAUUUAAUUAUCUGCCCUCUGCUGUGUGUAGUGAUGCCCCUGGAUGAGAGUGGGAAAUGGGUUUGGUGCAUCGAGUCACCAUGGUCCUCUGGGCGACACAAGGGAGUUUGUGAUGCUCUUCAGUGCAUCUCCUCUCCCAAAUGUUUUACCCACCUUUAAAAAGUUACUAAAAAUAGGAACCCCAGAAGCAAACUGCUGUGUUAGUAGCAAUAACAGAAAAUGCAGGAAAGGAUCUGUGUCAUUGUCCCCUUCCUGCAGUGUUCUGCCGCUGAUAGAAGACGCCCAGCAGGCAGGAACAGGCAGGAACAGCCUGUCCAGGGGAUGGGCUAUGGCUCUCCUGUCCUCCUUCCCUCUACAUGUGCAACCUCACUCUCCAGUGGGCCAGGGCACCUGCCAGUGUCAGGAACAGAGGAAUGGGCAUGAGUAGUCACUGAAUUUUUAACCCCACAAAUUAAUACAUUUUAAUCCUUUCUAGCCUACAUUGCAGAGCCUGGCUUUCAGGCUGGACAUCAUCACUCUUCUCUGUGCAGUGGGCACAGAGAGGCACCCAGAAGAUGUGCUGCUUCCAGAGAGGGACCCAGAAGAUGAGCUCCUUCCACAUGGAUGACAAAAUGCAUCAUGAGUCACCAGUGAUGCUAGUGGUCAGGGAUCCUGGGAGAAGGGUGUGCUUGGCAGUAGCUAAUGAUGGGAUGACUGUACAGUGUUUAGUCAGACUGAAAGGCAGCACAGGGCCAUACAGAAGAUGGGAGAGAAUAAUUUUUGGAUGUUUGGUUUCCUGUGGGAGUAGAGCUUGUGCAAUAGCUUAAUCUUAAAAAUAUGAAGGCAGUGUUUAGGGAGAAUUUACCCUGACAGCAUUGUAGGCUGGCAUUUCAGCGUAGUCAAUAAUAAGACUAAUAAGAUUUGGAGAGCACAGUGAACUCUCUUUUUUUAAUCUGUUUCCACACCUUCUGAGUUCAGGUGUAUCUGCUGCACCAGGGGCAUGGCCGACCAUGGCUGAUGAGCAUCUUCCUUUUUGUGACAGCUGAAACAGAGUCGGUGGCUUUGUGUCAUGGUGUAUUUGUUAUCAAAUUAAAACUCACUAGACUCGUCUUGCUUUGACCACCACCUGCUUAGAAAACAGCAGCAGUGGCAGCUGUCUCCUGCCCAUGAGCAUGGGAGGAGGAUUCAGGGUACACUGAGGUGACAAUAAAAAGGGCACAGUCCACGGCAUGGGGGGACACGCAUUCCCAAUGGAUGAUGUUUUUCAACUCCUUAUAGUUCCUUUUUUUUUUUUUUUUUUUUUUUUUAAUCAAACAAGGUUUAAAAAUUCCAGGAGUUAUUCCAGUUAUUCCAGCCUCUGUAAUGUGAUUUGUCUUUUUGUUAAUUUAGUUAGAUUUUAUACAAACCAGAAGUUUAAAUUCCCUUCAUGAUAGCACCGGUGCACUGCUCUGUCAGAGGGGCCUUUUCCUAUUUAAUUUGGUCACUUGAGAAUGAAUUAGAGACAAAUUAGAGAACUAGACAAUUGGAGAACUGGGCAAUCACCAACUGCAGGAGGUUCAACAAAGGGCAAGUGCUGGAUUUUGCACCUGGGACACAGCAACCCUGGCUGUACAUACAGACUGGGGGAUGAGAUGCUGGAAAGCAGCUCCAUGGAGAGGGAUCUGGGGGUUCUGGUCAACAGCAGGUUGAACAUAAGCCACCAGUGUGCCCUGGCAGCCAAGAGGUCCACCUGUGUCCUGGGGUGCAUCAAGCACAGCAUUGCCAGCCAGGUGAGGGAGGUGAUUGUCCCACUCUGCUCUGCACUGGUGCGGCCUCACCUGGAGCACUGUGUGCAGUUCUGGGCGCCACAGGAUAAAAAGGAUAUAAAGCUACUGGAGAGUGUCCAGAAGAGGGCUACGGAGUUGGUGAAGGGCUUGGAGAGGAAGCUGUGUGAGGAGCAGCUAAAGUGACUUGGUUUGUUCAGCCUGGAGGAGACUGAGGGAACAACUGACGGAACACCUCAUGGCGGCUACAGCUUGCUCACAAGGGGAGGAGGAGGGGCAGGCGCUGAUCUCUUCUCUCUGGUGACCAAUGUCAGAACCCGAGAGAAUGGCAGGACGACGUGCCAGGGGAGGUUUAGGUUGGACAUUAGGAAAAGGUUCUUCCCCCAGAGGGUGGUGGAGCACUGGAACAGGCUCCCCAGGGAGGUGUCACGGCCCCAAGCCUGACAGUGUUCAAGAAGAGACUGGACAACACCCUCAGACACAUGGUGUGAACUGUGAGGUUGUCAUAUGAAGGGACAGGAGUUAGACUUGAUCCUUGUGGGUCCCUUCCAACCUAGGUCAUUCUAUGAUUCCAUGAUUGUAUGAUUUGAUUUUAAGCGAGCCUGAUAAACAAUGAGAUUUGAAAAGAUGUGCCUCAAAUAUACAGGGAUGUGGCCUACUAUUUUCUGCAUUUCCUCUUGUAAAUUCUCUCCCCUGUACACCAAGAUGCCCAUAAUGAAUCUCAGGCAAAGGUUACUUUGGGGUUUUUGUUGUUUGUUUGCUUGUUUUUCCCCUGAAGAGCUUCCUUGGCUGAUUAAGCGCAUUAAAAGAUGCCUCUAUAGCAGUAUUUUGCUUUUUGAAGUCAUGUGAUUGCAGACCCAAGAAAUUAAUCAUCCAGGGAGUCCCUGACCAUCAUAGUGUUCAGUAUCCUAAUUGUUUAGUAGCUUUGCUGAAUGAACUUCAAAUAAACACUGUUUCGUUUUUUUAGCUUUUUUUCAGUAAUUAAUGAAGGAAAGUGAGUAAGCUGCUGCUUGGCAGUGCCACUAGGCACGUGGUAAGGGAGCAAAAGUCUCUCUCUGUAGUUGAAAGGAUGAAUUAAUUUCCUUUUUUCUUUGCUACCCUCUCCUCUUCCCCUUCAAGCUGUGUAGCUCCAAGAGACAGCAUAUUUCGAAGCUAAGAGUGAAAGAGCUGUGAUGCCCAAGCUGUUCCCAGGGGCCUGUGAGAGCCUCGCGAGGCCUCUUUAGGACUGUGACUCAGUUUUUGGUGGGAGGUGUGAGAAAUCACUAUCAUAGUAAGUAGCAAUAUCGUAGCACCUCAGCAGAGCUGUUUUUGAGAAUGUUGCUGAAAGGGAAUAGUCUCCUUCCUAGGAAGAAAAACUCAAGGAACUUCAUUUUAAUAGCUUUGUUGACCUAGUUCAAAUAUUAUUCAGGAUAAUGGUCUGCCAGGUGUUACUAUUUUCUGCUCUGCAAGCCAUGAAUAGAUUUUCUUUUUCCCUCUUAUUUCAUGUAUUUACUUUCUUUGCAUACACAAGAAGCAAAGAAAAAAACCCAGUUUUGCCAGUAAUACAUGUCUUGCAUGGAAAAUCCCCAGGAAAAUCUUACUCAGGAGAUCCCCAUGGCCCACUCUGUGCACCUGUGAGGUCCCAUGCCACCAGUGUCCUUCACCACUCACAGCCACCUGGGCAGCAGCAGGUCAGCCAGCCCCAUUGCCCUUACUCCUGUGAUCCCUUGAUAUUGUCUCUUUGUCCCAUCGCCAUCACCCCUUGGCCCCAGGAGACCUUCUGCAUGGGGUGGCAGACUGCCCAUGGCACAGAGCAGGUUCUGAGCAACCCCAGGUGCUCCCUACCCCUUUUGCAUGUGAGCAGCAUUGGAGCAGAGAUGGACCAAAUUAAUGACCAAUGUCUAAAUGGAGAUCAGUAACAUGUUGUGUUCCUCAGUGGUCUAUAUUGGGACUGGUACCACUCAAUAUCUUUAUUAAUGACAUAGACAUUGGGAUUGAGUGCACUCUCAGCAAGUUUGCAGAUGACACCUAAGAGUGAUGUUGUUGAUACACUUGAGGGAUGAGAUGCCAUCCAGAGGGACCAUGACAGGCUUGAGAAGUGGGCCCAUGUGGACCUCAUGAGGUUCAACUAGGCCAAGUGCAAGGUCCUGCACUUGGGGCAACCACUAGUAUCGGUACAGACUGGGUUUCAAAUGGACUGAGAACAGCCUUGUGGAGAAGGAUUUGGCGAUACUGGUGGAGGAAAAAUUGGACACGAACCAGCAAUGUGUGCUUGCAGCCCGGAAGGCAAAUUGUAUCUUUGGCUGCAUCAACAGGAGUGUGGCCAGCAGGUUGAAGGAGGUGAUUCUGUGUCUCUGCUCUGGUGAGACCCCACCUGGAGUACUACAUCCAGCUUUAGGGUUCCCCAUACAAGACAGAUGUGAACAUGAUAGAGUGGAUUCAGAGGAGGCCACAAAAUGGUCAGAGGGCUGGAACAUCUCUUCUGUGAAGACAGGCUGAGGGAGUUGUGGUUGUUUAACCUGGAGAAGAGAAGCUUGUGAGGAGACCUUGUUGCAGCCUUUCAUUACUUAAAGUGGCUUAUAAGAUAGAGAUUUUUUACUGGGGCCUAUAGUGAUAGGAUGAUGGGUAACAGUUUUAAACUAAAAUAGCAUAUAUUUAGAUUAGAUUCUUCACCAUGAAGGUAGUGAGACAGUGGAACAGGCUGUCCCAAGAGUCUGUGAAUGCCCCAUCUCUGGAAGUGUUCAAGGUCAGGCUGGAUGGGGCUUUGAGCAACCUGGUCUAGUGGAAGGUGUCCCUGCCCAUGGCAGGGGGGUUUGACUAGAUGAUCUUUAAGGUCCCUUCCAACCCAAACCAUUUUGUGAUUUUGUGACUCUACAACCAGAGAAUGGGCACAGAAAAUAGAAUGUGGCAGACACAGCUACAGACAGUGAAAAGUAAAUAUUGUAAAAUACAUGUUUAUAUGUUUUGGGAGGUUACAGUAGUUCAGAUCUCUACUGUUGAUUCCUUAAACAUCUUGAUGCAGUGAAGAUGCUAUAAGGUAAACUGUGGUUUUGUGCUGAAGGGUUUCUUUGGGUAUAAUGCUUCCAAAUUGAAUACAGAAUUGAAUAUGGAGUCAUUUUCUUCUCUUUAUUUCAUCUCAGCUUUGCUGGAGGAAUUCUUUUGAUUUGCAGAAAGGUUUAUAGUGGAAAAAUUGUUAGACAUCUAUAGCAAGCAUAGUCUCAUCUUUAAUGGGUUGUUUAAAUUUCCCAAUAGAGAUAUUCUAUUCCUGAACAAUAAUAGUAAAUUCUUGACCUUAUGUUACAGUUUCCAGUUUCUUAAUAAAUAGUGUGUCUUUAGUCAGUGUUUCUUAACUCCACAGAAUGCUUUAUAGAAAACUGUAAAUAUCUGUCCUCCCUUUGUAAAUAAGAAGUUGAAGCACAUCCAAAGCGACCCGCCACCAGCAGGGCAGAGCCGGGGAGCAAUUGCACACCCCCAGAAUCAAGCACUGUGCUGUUGUGACACUUAAAGUGCUCAAGCUCUUGUCAUCGUCCUCGUGCAUGGAAAGAGUGUGAUAGACAUUUCAUACCAGAUUUUGUUCUGGUUAAAGAGCUUUGAUGAAUUUCACCUCCUUUACCAUGUGCUACAGCUACAUUUGACCUAUAUCCAAGUUUACUUACUUUAGUUACUGAAAUUGUUUUCCUGUUCUAUUUCCUAGUAUUAAAUUGCUGUAAAAUUAACUGGAAAACUACUAUUAUGUACCCUGUUUCUUUUUUUUUGUCUUUUCAUCCUGGGCCUUUUUGUUUGCAUGUGUUUAUUUUUCCUUUGCUUAUUUUCUCUUUUAUUGCAUCUAUGAAGCUUUUGUUCUCAAUUUUCAUGUCAUUUGACAUAUGAGAGAAGCAAGAAAAAAUAUUUCACAUUCCUGUUUCAAGUUCAAAACCAGUUUUUAUGCUGAACAAUAAUUGUAUUACAAGGAAGCCUGAUGUGCCCUCAGUGCCGUUACAAUAUGUUGAAUAAAAGGUAAUUUAAAGGAAACAGCAGAGUAUUUGAAAGUUCACUGCAUGAAAAUUGGAUUUUUGCCUUUUAUUAUUUACAUUGCACCUUAUUAAUAUUUAAGGCCACAGGGAUUAUCAUCCUCCUUAACGGCUUUAUUUAAUAAAGAUUUUGCGUUUCACAGUAUAGGAUCUAUUACAGGCUUCAAUCUGUUAUCAGGAUUUCAAUUAACUAGCUUUAGCUUCAGUUGCCCUAUAAAUCCUAUAAAUAUAUCUAAAUAAUUAAUUUGCUUUCACUGGAUGGUUGUGGCUACUUUUAAAGGCAACUACUAUAUACUUAGAUGCUAAAUGGUACAAUUGUGUACAUAACUUGCUUUUUUUUUAUUUUUUUUUUCUUUUUAAAGAUGACAGGCAUCUAUGAAAGUGACUGGCUUGACCAGGACCAGUCUCCCAAGGGAAAAGACCUUGUAGAGGAACUUUAGUUAUGGUCGAGGACCACUGGAGCUUGGAUGCAAGUGCACCUUGAAUUUUGGGAGGAGAGGAUAGGGACAGUUGGAUGUCACAGAUCAACACAUCUCCUGAUUGGACUGAAGGACUUUGCAUCCUUUGACUGUGGUUAUGUAUGUUGUCAACCAAGGGCUGGAUGUAGCUGAUUCCAGGGUGGAGGAGUGGUGAUAAAUAUCGGAGACUGAAAGAAAUCCAGUCACUCUUACUUUUGGGUCUUCCUUUCACCUAUGCAGAAUCAUACACCCAUGGUAAUUUUGUGGUCAAGACUGCUCCCAGCUUUUCUUUUGAAGUGACAUUUAAAUCUUCUUGCUAUAACAAAAAUAAUAAUAACAAUUUUUGAUGUACCCUUUCUGGAUAGGAAAUGUCAGGAAGAUGUGCCAGGGGAAGAUUAGAUUGGACAUUAGGAAAAGGUUCUUCCCCCAGAGGGUGGUGGAGCACUGGAACAGGCUCCCCUGGGAGGUGUCACGGCCCCAAGCCUGACAGUGUUCAAGAAGAGACUGGACAGCACCCUCAGACACAUGGUGUGAAUUUUGGGAUUGUCUUAUGCAGGGACAGGAGUUGGACUCGAUGAUCCUUGUGGGUCCCUUCCAACUCAGGAUAUUCUAUGAUCCUGUAUUCCAUGAUUGUAUGAUUUUAUUUUAAGCAAGCCUGAUAAACAGUAAGACUUGAAAGGGUGUGCCUCAAAAAUACAGGGAUAGGGCCUAUUAUUUUCUGCAUUUCCUCUUGUAAAUUCUCUCCCCUCCACACUAAAAUACUGAUACUCUGAUGUAAGGAAGCAGCCCUGUGCCAAGCUCUGGGGUCAAAACCAAUGACAAAUGGGUGCUAAUACAGUAGGAAUGACACAAUGUGAACAUGCAGCCAGCCUAGGCACCCACCAAAAAUGCCUCUCCUGCCCCAAAACAGAACAAAAUUUGGUACCAGAGAGCUGCAGGCAGCAGCUCAGACGUGCUUGCCCCUCAGCAGUGUAGAUGAAUGUGCUCAGCAAUUCACCUGAGAGCAGCAAGAUGGCACAAAACUUGGCAGAUGUGGAAAAAGUGCUGUUGAUUUGAGAGUCCUGGUCUUUUCCAAGUUAUUCCUGCUGGCUUGUGUCCCAAGGAGGGAAGAUUUGAGACGUUCAGGGACCCACAAAGACCAGGACGCAGGUCAAAUUUAAAAUGCUUAAACUGCAAUACUUAGAGCUUUAAAAAUAUUUUUCUCCUAUCAGUGCAUGAUUAACCGAGUGUGUGAACUCAAAGGGAAACAUAAUAUUUAUUAAACAUAGUUCACUUAGUCAUUUUGGCAUUUGAUAUACAAAGAUUAUGCAUUUUUCCCAGGAGUUGUGUUAAUAAUUUCAGCAUGAUAACUUUAGCUUUAAAAAGGGCCUUUCUUUGCUAAAGGGAGGGUUAUCCAUGCAUGUGUACAAGGCAAACUUUAAUUAAAAUUUCUGUUCUUCAUUGUUUCAGGAGUUUAAAAUGCACUUCCUCUGCCCAUGAGACAAAAAGACUGCUAAUAUGUAUGGGACUGAAAGGGUUAAUGUGUGAAAACGAACACAUUCAAGGUUAUGUUACUGAUAGCUCCAUUGUGUUGGCAAAGGAAAAAGAUGAAGUACAGCCUCAGUUUACUUCUCUUGUUAAAUAAUACUUGGUUCUGUAUUGUUAGAAGAAAUCCUUCCAUAACUGUAGAAUAUGGAAAACAUGGAAAUCAUGGUACUGCCUCUGCUGACCUUAAUAUAUAUUUUUUUAAACAUUUGUACCCUGGCCCUCAUGGAAGGCUUGAAAAAGAAACCAGUCUGUUUUUCUGAGGAAGAUCUGAGGACUUGAAAUGCAAUCCUGCUUUAUGGUGCCCACUGCAGCAUGUAAAAUAUGGGGGAGUUCUCCUUAUGUUUGUCCAAUAUGUGAAACCAAUGCUCUUAGAUACAUCUGCUGUGGGAAAAUAAGACAUGUUUAGUAAGUUUGCAAAAUAGUAACCAUUUGGUACAUUUCAUUUAUCCAUGCUAUAUAAGAUUACUGCCAGUGUUAGAGAACUGAUAAAUAAACUGGGGAGGAAAAAAAGGUAAGAUAAGAGUUGGUGUCUAAGUUCCACCUAUUUCCUGUAGGCUCCUACAAGUUUCUCUGAAAACUUGUUUCUAUGACUUCGAAUGGAAAGGGAAAAAUCUUCAAAAAAAAAAAUCCAUUUGUUUUCUUUAACAGAUGUUGUUUUUAUAGGACAGUUUUAGUAAAAACAUAACUUUGCUGUAAAUCACUACUUGUCUAAAGUAAUCUCCACCCAUGGAGUAAGCUGUCCUUCAGAGAACCCAGAAGAAGGGACACCAAGGUAGUUUCUCUCUUUGAAACCUAUUAUUAAGGAUGCUGUAAUUAUUUCUUGGGAGACAAUCGCUUUUGCCUGCGCUGCCCUUUCCUGAUGAAAUCCUCCUGGAAAUGUCAGGAGGGAAUAAAUCCUUAUGCUGCUGCAGAUUUCUCAGGUUUCCUUUGGUGGUGCACUUGGUGGGGUUGUCACCUGUUCCUCUGAAAGGAUUGGUAUUUGCCACCCAGAAGUUCUGUGCUGGACCAGUAGCCCUUAAAUAUCAUGUGAAUCAGCAUUGCAUGUCCAAAGGAGCCACAUAAUUGGAAACUGCUCAUCUGUUAACCACCGUAUGGCAAAAGAGCUCCUGUAACAAGGAAGAAAGCAAAUGAGGAAGAAUAUAAAUGUUUUGAUUCAGGAGCUGUGUUUUUCUUUGAAGACUGAUAGCAAGUGGUCAGUCUAUAAGGAAGGAAAUGUUGCUCUCACUUCAGCUCACUGCCUCGGAGUGAAACCUUCAUUGUGCUAUUUUAUUUCAAUAUCAAACAUUGCUAUUUUACCCUUAAAAAUAACCAGCAUUACUGAUAGGAAACUGUUUGUCUGCUAAGACAAAUUUAUCUAGCUAAUAUGAUCAUUCUAGUGCUCCUUCUGUACAAGGCAUGCAAAUCUCUCUCUUGGCUGUUUGAGAUCACUCUGGCUUUCUAAUAUUUGCCAGUGGAAAGGCCCUGGCUCAUUUCUUUCUUCUGAAUCAUAUUUUGAUUGUCUCAUUUCUUACUGAAGUGAUUAAAGCUGAGCUGGGCACACACAGACUCUAACUUCAAUGCAUAGCUUUGCUAAGCUGCAAUGUAUAUUAUUAAAAUUUCUAAAAUUAUCUUCUACUAUUGCUUUAUUUAAUGCCCUAAAGCUUCUAAAUGAGUUAAGAAAAAAUGAUAGGUUUGCACAGAUUCAAUAUUACUUAUCAGGUGUAUUUGUAUGAAGGAUCAGAAAGAGGAUGUGAUGUGCCUUGGGUUUUCAGUCCAACCAUGCUGUGUACGUACAGGGGGACCAGAACUCCCGGGUGCAUUGAGGAACAAGCACUCCUGUUAGGAUGGAAACAGACAAAAGGGUCCUUAACAGGGACCUGGGAGGAAUUACUGAAAAAAAGUACCAGGAAAAUAGCUAACCUACCUUCCAGGCACACUAGGAGGAUCUGGGUCUGAAUACAGAGAGUGUGUCCCCAUGCAUUACUGGUAGAUCACAGAAUCACAGCCUGGGUGAGAUUGGCAGGUACCUCUGGAGGUUGUCUGGUCCAACCCCCCUGCUCCAGCAAGGCCACCAGUUGCUCAGGAACGUGAACAGAGAUACUGAAUAACACAUCAGUACAACAGAGGCUGUGUCAGGUCAUGGCGAUGAAGAGAGUGGCUUCACAAGUGAACAACCCUUAAAACUGCAGACCAAUUGUUCCUGCAUUGUUAGAAGUUGCAUCACUCUUUGUUAAUAUUUAAGGGAUGUUUUUGGCUCAUUUCUUGAUUGGGUGUGCUUUUUAAUGUUCAUAAAUGUGCUGUCGGCAAUUGAAAGCAGAGCUGGAAAGUGCAACCAUCGCUCCAGUCAUUUAUCUGUGAAAGUCUUUUUUUCCUUCAGACUUUGGAAAUUGUCACCUGUCCUGAAAAUUUAUAGCUUGUCUUUGCUUUGGGGCUACUGUGAGUUAAUCUGAAGUAUUUGUAGCUAUUAUAGUUGUUCAACAAACAGGUUCAGCCAAAUAAGAGACCUUAGCAGAGCAGAUUAAUAGCAGGGAGCCCUUUAUUUAACUUGGCAAGGCUCAUCACAAGCCAUCAAAGAAAGCAGUUACUUUGUCAGUAGUAUUGAAUGGAUGAAUAUGAUAAACAAAGAGGUCACAAAGUCUUACAGCCUAGUUUCCCUCAGAAACAGAAGGGCUUGCCAAACAGCUUUAGGACUUGAAUAUAGGUGGUUUAUGUAUUCAAAGCAUAUGGGCUUCAUAACUAUUGUUCCCUUUGGUAUUAGUGAGUUUUCUCAAAAUGCAGGAAGGAAACAAGUCUUGAAGGAGCCCAGAAAUGACACGCAGCCCAUCUGUUUUGCUGAACUGUUUCUCUAAAUUAAAUCCAUUGCUUCUCAAGUAGAGUUGAUAAUUGGAUGUUGAAAAUAGAGUAUUUCAGAAGCAAUUUUGAAAGCAGUUCCCAGCGGCCUAUUACAGAUGCAGGUAUUCUGAUGAUAAUUCCAUGUUCCCAAGUGAGGUACUCACUUAAGGCCCCAGUUCAGCACAGGCUUUAAAUGCAUACUCGUGUUAAUCUCCGUUACAGCAGUUUUGCCUGUGGUUAACUAUAGCAGUGUGUUCUCAAUUGAACAUGUGUCUGAUGUGUCCUCUGCAGACAUAAAGGGCUGAUUUGAGGUUAGGGAUAAUUUUCUCUGGGUAGCUACUGAAUUCUGUUUGAGCUGUACCUGUCUGCAUCUAUUUAGCACAAGGCAACAUGGGCUGUGGUGACUUGUGUCCUCCUAUCUGGGAUUGUUUAAGAACAUGGCUGAAGCCUUCCACUUGACCAUUUCAUGAGAGGAUCUGAAGGAGUUAGGAAGAAACGGGGCUGUAAAAUUUAAUUUCAGGAUUACCGCUUCUUGUCAGCCAUUGCAGGGAGGAUGAGCAUUACAAUUGUCACAGGUAUCUUUAAUUAUAUAUGGCCUACUUCCUGAAAUAUUCAUAAGAAAUGGAGAUAUGAAGUGAAAGUUCUGGUUGGAAGGUAUAAAGGUUAUUCUUAAAUAUCAACAAGGUGAUUUCCCCUACCAGGUUCCCCAUCUGGCAAAAUUAUUGUAUUGCUGUGUUUACAGAAAACAAAAGGUCAAAGCUGUCCAUACACCUAUGCAUUGCCUUUUCUUUGGUAAACCAUCCCACAGUAACGAUUGCUUUAGGUGUGUCUUGAAGUCCUAAGUGCUGCAGGUAUGAAAAAAUCCUGGCUCCUUAUGAGCAGUCAGGGAAUGGAGGCAGUGAUUUGUAGGACAACAUAAGUGUUGCAGAAUUCAGAAGCAAAUACACUCUUCAGCUUUAGGUUUGAUGAGCCCUGUGAGCCCUGCAGGACUGGUAAGUCCCAUAAAGCAUAUAGUUAGAAAAUUAUGUGAAUUCUGGUCUGAAACAAAGGUAAAAAUAGGGGAACUGGUUUUAGCACCUUGUUUUUUACUGUCUGCGCUUACACUAGGAUUGUGUUAGAAACAGGAACACUAAACUUUAACAGCUGGCAACAAGUGGAGGAUGAUGCAGAGGAGGACUGUUCUGGAUGUGCAGAGGAAAGGCAAGAUGCAGGUGGUGGGACUUAAAGGGUCUGGUGUUUUAAUUACAUCACUCGUUUAGGUGCUGCCCAGCAGUCAGCCCCCAAGGGCAGUCAUCAUUCAUUUUUGCGCACUUGAGGCUGUCACCGGCUCAGCCUGUGUCCUGGUCCCAGUCCCUUACCAUGCUUCUGUCACAUGGGGACGGUGAAAAGGGAGGGUGGUGUUAUCUCAGCAAACCAAACAUCUGCAGCAUUGUCCUAGUCCCCUCCUCUCUGGGAAGCGCCUUUCACUGGAUUUUGUUUCUUGUCUCCUGUGCAAACAGGGAACAACCCAUCCAUGGUACAAGCCAUUUGGAAGUGCCAGUGUUUGCCUGACCUGCUGCUGCCCUGUCUGCAGGUUGCUAAAAUAUCUCCCACUGAGAAUGGCAAAACUGUGCAUCCUCCCACUCUGCCCAGUUACAGUGUUCACUGCGGGUGCCAUUAUUCACAGACACAUUUAGCUGCGGAUAUAUGUGCCUCUUGGCCUCCUCAUGUGGCGUUUUCAGCCAAGUCAUGGUCUUUUUUAGGAAAAGGCCUCAAACUUAAGGCUCGCUUUAACCAGCUGACUUAGAAAUUGGCCUGCAGGAUGCCCAGUGCAUAAUAAUCCUACCUGGUUCUUGCUGCUGUCUUGCCAGCAAGUGCCUUGGUACACAUGGUGUGUUGGACAGUCUCACAGACCGCUCCUUCCUCAGCAGGGACACUGGCACUGCAACCCAUCAGGGCCCUGGUCACUUCUGGUGCCUCCUGCUAAUUCACGUGAUCCUCUCCUUGCUCUUAAAAGCUGGGUAAGGCAGUAGACCCCUCUUGGCCUCUGGUCCCCAACACUGUAGAUAAGUAGGACCAUGUGCUCAUCGCCUUCAACCUCUUCUUAUGGUAGACAACUGUGCAAAAAAAAAAAAAAAUCAUUCUGGAAAGAUCCAUGAACCACCUGCCUCCCCAUGACUCAACUCAGCAGAGGCUACAAGUCGUUUACCAGUAUUUUAAAAAUAAAUUUAAGACUUAAACUUGAAGAUAACAGAAGGAACAGGAAGGGCCCUGCUGGUGUUUAUGGGUCCCUAGAACAGCACAGAAAAAUGUUUGUAAAAUUCCUGGAAUAUCCUAGGAAAUAAAGUAUAUCCAGAUAUACAGGAAAACAUCUCUCCUGGCUGGGAAUCCAUUUGACAUGAGCAUGACAACAAAGUAUGCCAGCCCAACAUGCCAGGGGUUUCAGCAUCUGGGUGUGCUGUGCUGCACCUUGCCCAGCACCCUCCUUCGAGCUGCAGGAAUCCAGACAUUACAAAACCCAUAUUUUAAAACUGGCACUAGCUGGCAUUUUGUGAGGUGCCUUCUUCCUUGACUUUGAAGCAUGAUCGGUUCCCAGCAAACCUCAGUACGUGCCUAGGCAAAUUGCUGCUUUCUUACCCUUUUGCAGCCCAUGAGGUUGGGGUUGAGAUCAAAUUGCUCAGCUAGACCCCCUUGCCCCCCUAAAAGGUACCCGUAAGAGGUGCUGCCUUGAAAAGGUAGCUCUUAACUAGCAUGAAAAGCUCCAGAAGUUGCCUCAGAAGAAAAGCUAUCCUGAACACAGGUUCUGCCUGGUUGCAUGGGGUGUAAACACUUGGUUGCAGCUCUAAAGUAAAAUCUGAAUGGUGAUGGGCCACAAGGAGGUUUUACUAGGCCCCUUGGGACUUAUUUUUUUAAUAAUAAGGACAAUGGGAAAUAAUUGCCAGCAGUCUGCAUCAAAAAAGUCUGGAGCUGAUGAGAGAGGCAGGCUGUUGGGUCUAUAGUUUGUCUUUGAUCACAGCAGUGCUCCAGGUGUCUGAUAAUAGAGAAGUCAACAUACUAGGUGUUGUUUGACCAGCAAAAUGUGAGAGAAUGCUGGUGGCUUAUGCCGAAUACCAUUCCUCUGCCUGCUCUCUGGGCCUGUAAGUAUAUGUAUUUAUAGAUAUAUGGGCAGUACAGUUAAAGUUUUGCGAAGCGUGUGAACUCUCUGUCUUAUCAUGAAAGUGCUACCUGAAGGCUGGCUGCUUCCUUUUAACGGAGAGGUGCAGGAGGAAAGAGGCUGACUUCAUUUUCAGAUGACAGGACUGCUCUGCUGCUGCUGGUGCUAUGUAGUUUGAGAAGGCAUGCGUGAUUUUUGGUUUUGUAACUAUAGCUGUGCUUCGAAGAGCAGUUGGGAUGAGUUGUGGAGCCAGAAAAGAUUUUGAUCCUUUUACAUGCUGGUUCAGUGAUGUGUGUGUGACGUUUAUGUUGAGUGUUUCUCAGCUUCCCUAUGGCAAAGCUCUCUACACGUAUGAGGGAAAAGAGCCCGGUGACCUCAAGUUUAACAAGGGGGACAUCAUCAUACUGCGGCGGAAGGUGGACGAGAACUGGUACCACGGGGAGCUCAAUGGGAACCACGGCUUCUUCCCCGCCAGCUACAUCCAGUGUAUCAAGCCCCUCCCGCAAGCUCCACCUCAGGGCAAAGCACUUUAUGACUUUGAAAUAAAGGAUAAGGAUCAAGACAAGGACUGCCUGACCUUCACCAAGGAUGAAAUUUUGACGGUCAUCAGGAGGGUAGAUGACAACUGGGCAGAAGGAAUGCUGGGUGACAAGAUUGGCAUUUUUCCUAUCCUCUAUGUUGAGCUCAACGAAUCUGCCAAGCAGCUCAUUGAGAUGGACAAGACGUGCUCAGCUGCCGCCUCCGGCUGCGAUGUGACACUGCCAACAGAGACAGCAGCAGUGGCGGCGGCGGUGGGCUUGGCUCCGUGCUCCACGCUGGCCGGUGCCGGGGCAGCCGGGGCGGCCCAGCGGCAGGCAGAGGGCAAGAAGAACGCCAAGAAACGCCAUUCCUUCACCGCCCUCAGCAUGACGCACAAGUCCUCCCAGGCCGCCAGCAACCGGCACUCCAUGGAGAUCAGUGCUCCUGUCCUCAUCAGCUCCAGCGACCCGCGGGCAGCUGCCAGGAUCGGGGACCUGACCCAUCUCUCCUCCAGCGCCCCGGCCCAGGAUUCCUCUUCAAUUGGAGCAGCCACAGUAGCUGGUCCCAGGACAAGUGCAAUAAUUGGAGAUCAGGGAACACCACCGAAGGUGCAGCUCCCCCUCAAUAUCUACCUAGCCCUGUACGCCUACAAGCCUCAGAAGAAUGACGAGCUGGAGCUCCGCAAAGGUGAGAUGUACCGGGUCAUUGAGAAGUGCCAGGACGGCUGGUUCAAGGGGACGUCUCUGAGGAGCGGAAUGUCCGGCGUCUUCCCAGGCAACUACGUGACUCCUGUUUCCAGGGUGCCAGUGGGAGCCGGGCAGCCCAGGAACAGCGGAGCUGGGGGAGCUCCAGCAAUGAAAGGAGCCCCGGGAUCCAUCCACCCCAUUGGGGCUGGUCACACCAAUGCCACCACGGCCGUCAGACCCGUUGUUCCCAUCACUGCUCCUCAGACGCAUCCCCAGCUACAGGCGGCCUCUCCGCAGCUGAAUAACUGCUUGAGGUACUCAGCCCAGCAGCCAGGCAGCCAGACCCGCAACGCCAUGCAGAUGGCUCACCCUCCAGUGCCAGCCCCGGAGCGACCCACCGCCACGGUCUCGCCCCUGCGGACUCCCAGCUCACCCUCCCGCCUGCCAGCAGCAGCCAUCCGGCCUCACCCCGCCAUCUCCCCGCAGCACGGCCACCAGCCGCCCACCCCAGGGGCCCGGCCCCUCAUUCCCCUCACUUCCGCCGCCGCCGCCAUCACCCCGCCCAACGUCAGCGCAGCCCACCUCAACGGCGAGGCGGGCGGCGGGCCCCUGGGUGGCCCUGUCACCCCUGGCCCCGCCGGCAAGGCUGAGGAGAGGAAGAAUGAAAAGAAAGAGAAGAAAAGCGGGCUGCUGAAACUUCUGGCAGGUGCAUCAACAAAAAAGAAGUCGCGAUCCCCACCGUCUGUGUCCCCGACCCAUGACCCCCAGGCAGCCAUCGAAGGAGUCCUGCAAGGGGCUGUGGGACCCGAGCUUUCCUCCCUCUCCAGCCAUGGCAGAGCCGGCUCGUGCCCUAUCGAGAGUGAAAUGCAGGGAGCCAUGGGGCUGGAACCUCUGCACAGGAAAACUGGCUCCUUGGAUUUGAAUUUUUCCAUCCCUUCUCCUGCCAGGCAGCCCCUCUCUUCCAUGGCAGCUAUUCGGCCAGAGCCCAAGCCUUUGCCCCGGGAAAGGUACCGCGUCGUGGUCCCAUACCCACCGCAGAGCGAGGCCGAGAUUGAACUGAAGGAGGGUGACAUUGUGUUUGUGCACAAGAAACGGGAGGACGGCUGGUACAAAGGGACGUUGCAGAGGAACGGCAGGACGGGCCUGUUCCCCGGGAGCUUUGUCGAGAGCUUCUGAGGACGGCUCGCCGCUCUCUCAACUGGAGGAGCUUUCAGGGGAAACUGCAUAGCACAAGGAGAGACAGCAAAGGGAAACUGGACCGAUAACCACUGCCAUUUUUAUUUUCCAAAGACUCCCCCCAGGCCCUUCAGUCUACAGCUCUGGGGACGCAGUGCCCCGUUGUGCUCCUGAGACUGCGUGUGGUGCAUACCAUGGUAUGUUGAAGUAGUGCCUUCCACCUGGAAUCACAGACUGAAAGGACGCCCGUCUGGACUGUACGUAACCUAAACUCCGGCUGUUAACCCUUUGUGUAAAUUAUAGAGAAGAUAUCUUUAAAAAAAAAAAAGAGGAAAGUUGUUAUAUUGCUGUAACUUAUUUGUCAGAGCUGCAGUGUUCUUAUUACUGGCCUAUGCAAGAUGGAUUUGAGAUUUCAAGGAGGUGUGCUAGGAAGCUCUUAAACUGGGAUUUCGUUUUUCCCAAGGGAAAAAUAGGGAGGGGAGGGUAGAGAAAACCCCAGCUGAAGAUUGGUGCAUCGUCAUGCAAGAAAGAAUGAGGAGUCCAAAAUGUUAAUGUCAUGCUUUCUAUAUACCUCAAAGAUAUGCUGCACAAGUUUGUCAGUGAGCGUGUUAGUACUCAGAGUCCCAAACCAUCUGGUGUCCCGGCGCUGCUGUCGGGGAGGUCCUGGAGGGAGUACAGCUCCACCAUUAAACUGUGGUUAUUUGAGCAGAAUCCCUUUUGCCUGUCUUCUGCCCUUACUAUAUGCAGCAUGGAUUUUUGUCCUUCAGUGUCACUUUCCAUUGCUUUUUUGUAUGACGUACCUUUUUACUGUAAGAAUUGCUCUACUUUAUAUAUAUAUUCCUACUAGAUCAGACAUUUCCUCUUUUUCAUACAUCUGGUGCUAUUUUUUUGAAUUGGUAAAGAUUUGGUUUGGUUAAACAGAGAGGCUGCAACAAGAUUUGCAUUCAACAUACAAAAUUAGAAACUUACCUGAAGAUCAAGAUCAGACUGCCUGUUCGUGCUUCAUAGAGGAAAAGAGAAAAAGCCGCCUGGUCAGUGAUAAAUAUACCUGGAGGAGCGUGUCUGUGCAACAUACACGUGCUCGCUCUCUCCUGCGUAUUUAGAGGGGCUGAAGAUCCACGCUGAAGCGCGCCGUUCUGUCUGGAGAGUGAUAAUUACUCCAGAAUUGGAAGCAAUUCCCAGAGGAGUCGUUUUAAUUGACUUUUUCAUGGCAAUAAGAAGAACACUGCAGGUUCUAGCACGUGCAGGGACCGUGGAGUUUUCCUCUGCCGUUGCAUCGCGGAGACGAGAGCUGAUCUGCGACAGCUGUAAUUAGCAUUAUCGAAAUGUGAUUUCUUACUGUAGAAAUGUAUAGUUCUGGAGACUGUUUGAUUUCUUAACGUGGUCAAGCUACAAUACAAACCGUAUCAGGCAAUAUAAGCUUCCAUCUACCAGGGACUUAAAGGUGCAAUAAAUGUAAAGGGAGUUUAGCCAGUUAUUCAUAUGAAGCAGAAUGAGGAGAAAAAAAAAAUCCACAAUGCAAUUGUGAGAGUAUUUAAAAAGACAUCGGCUCCUGAGGAAUGAAACGUGAUGAAAGGUUUUUCGUAGCUGUAUCCGUACCUUGCCUUUGCCAGCGGCUGGCUGUUUGCCAGAGCCCACAUGUGGUGGUCGUUUAAAAGCGUGUCGGAGGCACUGUAACCUGGAGAUGAUCUUAUUAAAAGGAAGAGGCCCAGUGGGUGAACAUCAUUACUGCGUUACCGGUAUUUCAUCGGCGAAGGUGUAAGUUUUGUUUUCAUUCAAGCCCUGUAUGCUAGUACACAUCAAAACCCAUGUGAGUGAGCGUUCCCAUUUUAAGUUCAGCUCCGUGACUUUGUUCUCUGUAAAAUAAGUUUUCUCGUGCUGUCACAUGUAACAAAGCGAUUCCAGAAACACAGUCCGUGGCCAAGUAUAGCACCUUCAAACAGGGAAGCAUCAUUUUCAGGGUGUUUCUUUUUAUACUUAACGUUGCCGCAUUUGUUCGUAUUCCAGAUUGUAAUGAGCCAGCCACUAAAAGUUUAGUUACUGUUGAGAGGAAAUUGCCUUUUCAUAACCAAUAAGAGACUGAAGAAACAUCUUCUGGAAAGACUUGCUUGAGACUAGAGCCACAUCUGUCCACUUAUUUGGUCCAGAUCAGAACUGGUGUUACUGCACCUCAAACAGUAAACUGCACAGUUAGCGAGUCAGCAAGGCCACAAUGCAUGUUAUCGAUCCCAAUAAAAAUUAUGGGUUAGAUCUGUCAGAGAUGAGGAGAUUUUCUUCUGACAACUCACAGUGGUUAAAACUCUCUUAAAAUUCUGUUCCCUGGGUGUAUUUACUACACUCAGAAAAAUGAAACAGGAUGACGGCUUGCUUGCUGCCUAUUGUGUUUAGCCAGAUCUAAAAUGGUUCCAGAUUUCCACCUUUUCAUGCUUAACUCUAACAGGACAAAAAUUGGUGUGUGAAAAAUCAAGGAAAACAGGCAGAUGUCGUGUUAUGAAAUCAGUGCUUUAAAAUACAUAUUGCAGGGAGAAUGGUGGGGUUUUUUAAUGGAUGACAAUGCUUCCAGUCAUACCUCCUGCAAGAAAAAAUAUUUGGGGGAGAGUGUGUUUCUGUUUUGAUAACAGCUGUUUCUGGCCCCUGUUUAUUGCUUAUCAUCACAGUUUGGGUUACGGAGUAAAUCUUCUUGGACAACUCACUUCCACGCCAGGAGCACAAGUGCAGAACUUAAUACAGCUCAGUGACACGAAAACGUGACCCAGUGCCAUUCGGAAGGUCCUGGACUGAGAGAGGUUCGACUCGUACUGUGGUCUCAUUUGUAUCUGUCAUACCAGGGAAAGGGGGAGGAGGGGGCAUCUGCAUUUCCUGUAAUGGGGAUGGGGAAAGAAAAGACUCCUUCUGGUGGCCUCAGUUUGUAAAAUGGCAGGUUUGCUCUUUUAGAAAUGAGUUCAAGUAAUUGAACAAUUCCUUUGAACUUUGCACAGCUCAGAAAAUGUUUUUGUUAUACAUGAAUGUUAACGUGAUUUAGGAAAUGUUGGCAGAUAUGAGUACAAAUGAACUACAAUGACUGUGUUUCUGAUUCUUUAAAUAAAAUAAACAUUAAGACAA